GAAACCUGCCUCCUUGAAGUCUUUGAGCUGAUUAAAAAUGAGAAGACAUCAAGUCAGGAUGUGUUCCAUCAACCGAAAUGCCAUCAAGGCAUUCCUGAUUCGCAACUCUUAUGUGCUCUUCACUGUAGGAGCAGUUGUAGUAGGAGUCAUUUUGGGAUUUACUGUGCGACCUUAUAACUUAUCAUUGAAAGAAAUAAAGUAUUUAUCCUUCCCUGGGGAGGUACUGAUGAGGAUGUUACGGAUGAUUGUCCUCCCACUCAUUGUCUCCAGUCUUGUUUCAGAACCUAAGAGGUCCAAACCUGUUCCAGCAUCAACACGUGUACAAAACAUGGUCCUUGAAGAAAUGGUUUGUCAGGAUUGGUGUGGAAUAACUUGAGUGGCCUGCAUAGGUCCCUAACCUCAGUAACGUUCUUCUGGCUGAUCUGUUGCUCCUAUUAUAUUACAAUAAGAAGUUUUUCUUUUAUUAUACCAGGAAUUUCACAGUUGGAUACUAAAGCCACUGGAAAGAUGGGAUUGCGGGCUAUCGUUUAUUAUAUCGUGACGACUCUUAUUGCUGUGUUUAUUGGUAUUGUCUUGGUGACCAGCAUAAGACCUGGAACAGACAAAAGAGACACUCCAAAGUCUAGUACUGGGGCUGAGUCAGUGACAACUACUGAUGCAUUUCUUGAUCUAAUAAGAAAUAUGGUCCCUUCUAAUUUAGUGGAAGCCUGCUUUAAACAGUACAAAACACAUUACAAGAAAAUUGUUUGGACAAAGAACAUCACUGUUAUAGCGAAUGAAAGUGUCCCGCAGACUGUCCAGGAGACAGUGGAGGAGAUGAUUCCAGUCUCAGGAUCCGCUGAUGGAAUGAAUGCUCUAGGUCUUGUGGUUUUCUCAUGGCUCUUUGGCUUGGUAAUUGGGAAACUGAAGCAGCAGGGCCAGCCACUGAAGGAUUUUUUUAACUCCCUCAAUGAUGCCAUAAUGAGCAUAGUAGCAAUCAUUAUGUGGUAUGCUCCUGUUGGCAUCCUCUUUCUAAUUGCUGGGAAGCUAUUAGAAAUGAAAAACCUUUUAGAGGUUGGAGGACAGUUGGGAAUGUACAUGGUGUGUGUCAUCGUUGGUCUGUUCAUCCACAGCGUCAUUGUUUUGCCUCUACUUUUCUAUUUGGGGACACGGAAGAACCCCUUCACUUUCAUCUAUGGUCUGCUUCAGGCUUUAAUUACAGCUUUUGGAACAUCCUCCAGUUCUGCUACCCUUCCCAUCACCUUCCGUUGCCUGGAGGAGAACAACCAUGUGGACAAACGUGUAACACGCCUUGUUUUGCCAGUGGGAGCCACCAUAAACAUGGAUGGUACAGCUCUGUAUGAAGCAGUGGCUGCCAUUUUCAUAGCCCAAGUUAAUGACAUGGCCCUGAACUUUGGACAAAUCCUCACCAUCGGUAUCACAGCAACAGCUGCCAGCAUUGGAGCAGCAGCCAUUCCUCAAGCUGGUCUUGUAACCAUGGUGAUGGUAUUGACAUCUGUAGGACUGCCCACCGAGGACAUAUCACUCAUCGUUGCUGUGGAUUGGUUCCUGGAUCGCCUCAGAACCACCACCAAUGUGUUAGGAGACUCAAUUGGAGCCGGCAUUGUGGAACACCUGUCAAGAAAGGAACUGCAGAACACUGAUGCUGGGAAGAGCAGCUCUGUAACUGAGGUCAAAUUCCAAGAGGACGAUUGUCUCGGUCAUCAAAACAGUAAAACAGCGGUCUAAUAACCAUCAGAAUAUACAGUGACUAGAAUGGCACAGUGGUAUUUUUUACAUUGUGAAAUUGCUGAUAAAUAAAGCUCACAUUAGACUAAAACCAGGCAGUGAACUAAUGCAUGCCAGUUUAGAGUCUUAGUGAUCGUAUAUUUCAUAUAUAAACACUAGGGAAUGACUACAAUUUAAUACCUCCAUAAUGUCAAGUGUGUAAAUUCAAAAACGAGGUAUGGGUUUAAUAUUUUUGCUUAUUUGUGACAUUUUAGUUUAAUAAAGAGGAACUGUGUGACUGA
Tachysurus fulvidraco (yellow catfish) is the source of this 2009-nucleotide messenger RNA. Its product is annotated as excitatory amino acid transporter 1-like. The record is from RefSeq and is a predicted model, not a curated record. Gene Ontology annotation, biological process: L-glutamate transmembrane transport. Gene Ontology annotation, cellular component: plasma membrane. The transcript is spliced from 9 exons. Gene Ontology annotation, molecular function: neutral L-amino acid transmembrane transporter activity; L-glutamate transmembrane transporter activity; glutamate:sodium symporter activity. NCBI's taxonomy places the organism in Eukaryota, Metazoa, Chordata, Actinopteri, Siluriformes, Bagridae. The coding region runs from base 508 to 1728 and encodes 406 amino acids.